Messenger RNA from Physcomitrium patens, 4217 nucleotides. RefSeq lists its product as uncharacterized. The record is from RefSeq and is a predicted model, not a curated record. NCBI's taxonomy places the organism in Eukaryota, Viridiplantae, Streptophyta, Bryopsida, Funariales, Funariaceae.
CAAACGUAAUGUCGGUACCUCACUCGGAUACUUUACCUUCCCUCCGAUGAGAUCACUUUAGACCCUUGAUACAUUAACUUUGACCGUAGAAACUAGAACAAGCUCGUUGCCUUGGUUCUGACUUACAGUUGUUGUGGAUGGGAUUUUACCAGGUGUUUGUGGCUCUUGACAGAUUCAAUGAGAAGGCAGACGCUACAGAGGAAGAUUUCAAGCCCGUUGAGAAGUGUGUAUUGGUGAUGCGUUUAAUAUAAUUGACAGAGCAGCCAAGGUUGGCUUUGUUCAGAGGAACAAGGCAGGGCAGCUGGCCUAUGUAAUCUCAGGUUGUUGAUUGUCGGAUGUCACAAAAGGCUGAUACUCUCCUGUGAGGAGCUCUUCUCUUCUCAUAGUUCUAAGCAAUUUCUUGCCUUGUUCGGUCCACAACUGCAGCCAAUGUCGUGGGUGACUGCCUUCCUCUGGUGGUCCGCUCGUUUUGUCAGUUUCAGCCCUGUCUGAUGGGCUGCUGUGCGGUGAGUAGAAUGGAGUUGUGAGAGUUCCUUUGCUUAGUCGGUGCGGUAGCUUUUGACAUAUGAGCCGUUAUGCUGCUUAGUUCUUUGGCGUUGGUAACUUCGACUCAUCCAUGCGUCAUCGCCGGUUGCAAUGUUCCUCUGUUGGCAGUAACCAAUUGGUUGCUCAAGAAGGAAUUAAUCAAGAUUCUCAAGCCUGCGAGUUUAUUUUGCUGGUCUAUCAGUGAAAAUGUUGUUAACGUUAACGGAAGAAGAGAAGACUAUCGAUCCGACCCUCGGAUACCCUGCCGGCUAUGCAAAACUCUGUCAUCAUGCGUUAACCCAGCCUCAAGGAGUUCUGACACCUUUCACGGAGGGCCCUCCUCAACGAUUUGUGCCUUACGCUCCUUCAUCAGAAGAAUUACUGCUGAUAAAAGAGUGGGACGCCAUUUUUCCCAUCAUACCAGAUAUUGACGAAGAAGCUCCUAAUGCCCAUGAAUUCGCCGAAGAGAUCUGGGAGCAGCUUGAUCACCUUGGGGAUGCGGGAUUUGAUCCAGCAAAGUUUAGAGUGGACGCAUAUGGCAACGUUCUUUACUGGAGUGCGGAUCCAUCAUCACCUUUGUCCUGGGAAGUGGAUCAUUGGUUUCCACAUUUACGAGGUGGUCGUACGGUACCUAGCAAUUUGCAGAUAGUUCAAUGGCAGGCCCGUCAACGGAAAAAGAACCGGUUAGAGUUCCUGGUACCGUGGUGGGACCUUCAGCAUGGAGUAUCUAUUAGCCAAUUCUUGUCUACAUUCGCUUCUAAAAACGUUGAAUUUAGGCGGCGAUCAUUUGCUUUAUUUUUUGCAGAUGGAGAGGAUGAGAAAGUCUUUCGAUACCAUUUGGGAGACAGUCGAUCAUGGUCGCCUCAGCAUCGUGGGAAAAUGUCAAGUUGCAGUAUGGCUGGAGGUGGCGUCUCGUCCAUGGGCAAGGUUAAACUAGCAACUUCUAAAGUAUCAAGUUCGACUCGUUCUGCAAUGUCGGCCAAUCUCGGGGGGUCACUGACUGAAUCAUCAAACAGACAACAAUGGAGUCCUGAGGAAGAGGACGGAUUAAAAAGAGGCCUACAAAAGUAUGGACCAGGCAGCUGGAAGGAAAUUAAAGAACAAGAACCAGUGCUACUGAACCGAACAAUGCCUCAAAUCAAAGAGAAGUAUCGAGUCAUGAGAGACUUUGGGAAGGAAAAUAUUGCCAGUACUUCUGUUGUCACUGGUCGGAAUGACCACGACAAUCAUUCAGAUGUCUCAAAUACUAUGCAGAAGGAAUUGCGACUGAAGAAAAUGAGGGAGGAAGGCAAGAGAGAGAAGGAAAAAGAAGUUGCUCGACUUGAAGAGACAGUUAGGACACUAAAAGCACAAAACGAGAAGGAGAGGUUAGCUAUUCUGGAGCUAGAGGGCAACUUAUCGAAGCACAAGCAAAAAGUGGAAAAGCAAAGGAGAUGGGCCGAGACUCAAUCUUCAUAUCGGUUGUGCUUGGAGCGUAUGAUUCGCAAUGCUAUGCAUCAGAGUAUUUCCUAUAAAGAGCAGGCUUGUCAAAAUCAAGCCGCAUGCAAUGCCCUCAUGGCACGCCUUGACUGCCAAGAUAUGACUUGCGAAGCAUCUGAGAAAAUUCUUCAGAGGCAUUCUCCGCGGGAGGCUUUAGCAGCUUUGGGGAUUCCGGGAUCCAGUGGAUCUGGUCAGAGGAAACCUUCACAGGGGCAGGAAAUUGUUGACGUAAACAGUCGUUUGUUUCUAGUCUCCAAAAAUGAUGGGCAGGUCGUGGCACCCUGCAGAGGACUUCAGAGGUACACUUCGGGACUGGAUACUGAGGACGAGAUAGAGGAAGGAAACUCUCCGAGACGGAACGGAUUUUCAAUUCAGUCAUCAUUUUUGGACGUGGCUGCUCUGCAGCAUGGAAGUCCAUCUACAAGCAAAGGAAAAAAGAAAUUGCCACGAGAAGGGGCUAAAAGGAAAGCCAUCUCAAUAGGAGCCACGCAUGCUCAACCUACAAAACAAGCAGUCCAUCGUCAGCAUUUUGAGAAAGGACUCGAAGGCAAUGGCCCGAUGCGAAGCAAACUUAUGGAUGAGAAAGAAGGCAGCAAGCUUCCCGAUUCACAACAAGAGAUUUGUCAAGUUGAACCGCAUGGAGUACAAGGGGAUAGCAGUAGAGUCAUGGAGGAAUUGAUACAAGAGGUCAUCAUUGCGCAACACGAUAAGAUCCAGAAUGUCGAGGCGGCAGCUCUUGAAUCAGUAAAGUCGAAUGAUCAAAGACUGAAGAAAGCUGGGAAGUCUAACAUCGACAGAUGGUUGCAUGUGUUACUUGACGAGGCAUUCCCCAGAAUAAGUCCAGACCUCGCGGCUCAAUCCUCUGAAUGCCAAACCAAUGGUCAACCUCCUCUUUCUCCAGAUCUGUCAGCUCUUAGCAUGGCUGCAAUACGAGGGAGCGUAGAACUGGAAGAAGGCAGGGGCUCUCCUAAACUUUUGAAGAACGGAUGUGCAGAGGAUCUUAAAGGGCGUUUAAGUGAGAUUAUGCGGAAAUUGAGUGUGGGAAAUACUGGCGAGGAGAGUGGUGUGGAUCUCUCUCGAGGCCCGAACAACAGGCUUGGUCUGAGGAAUACGUCGACAUCCUUUGAAGGUUUUAAAUUGAGUGAUAGUAGCCUACAUGAGCACCUUCAAUCGGAGUCAGUGUGUGACAUUACCUCAUCCAUUCCAGAGUCUGUCAGAAAUUGGCCAGAAGGUGGAAUCAAACCAAGAGGAGGAGCCGACUGGUACAGAGAUUCUUCAUCAAACAAAGUGAAGACUUCGUACAGUAAGUCUGUGAAGGACGAGCCUACUCUAAGUCAUUGCCUAAUCCUGCACAAGAAGUCAGUUUCAGAGGACAUGGAAGGUAUUGACUGGGAGAGACUUAGCAGCGGAAAUUCAAGGGCUCUAGUUGAUAACAAAGCCGGUCUGCAUCAUAGGCAUGGUCUUCGAGCAACAAUCAAAGCUUGUUCUUUGAAGUGGAGAAGAGCUGCAAAAAGGUUGGACAAGCCGUUACAAGAGGGCUCCAUCCCUUUGCAAGAAUAAUAAGAGAAAGCUCAUCGCACACACUCUGAUGAAGAUUGCUAGUAUUUGGUGAUGCAGUGGAAAAAUUUGUGGAGAAUUCAGGGGGUCAUUUGGCCCAGAAUAUGAAACAGCGUGUCUACACCUCGGAUUUACUUGACGACCUCCACUGCAACCUCUGCGCCUUCUCCUCAACAAGCGUCAUGGGUGGGUUUCUGUUCGAGGAAACAUUAUUGUAAGAUUGGAAACUUUUGGAAAAUGUUUCCUUCCUCUGCCAGGAUUCUAUGACCGAUCAUCUGUUGCCAUAGGGUUGUAUCAUUAAAGCGCUUUCCUUAAAUUUAAUAAUCUGAUUAUAAUUCAUGUCAUUCUGAUUUCACGUUCCAGUAAAAUUCGCCCUAGGUUUUAGGCAUUAAAUUAUGACAUUCAGUUUUAGUAUUUGUUUGUGAACUUUCUCAACCUCCCUCGUGGGCCUUCUGGAGCAACCACAAGAUCCACUCUACAGAAGAUUCAUUUUACAUAUACAGUGAGAAUCUUGUAAGUUAUUCGACCUCGACUUAAGUUGCUGUAGGACGGGGAAGACCCCGUCAAUUCCAACCACUGUGGACUGUAAAAUUUUGUAUUUCAUCUUCCUUCUAAUCCUUGGUACAUAAAGACCUUUUACCAAAGAGUUUUAUUUA